AUGAUUAAAAUACUAUUAUUAUUAUUAAUAUCUAUUUCAAUAAUAUUUGUUAAUGGACAAGAUACAACAUGUUCAACAAAAUUACAACCAUUUAUAUCGGCUGGUGUAAAUUAUCAAUGUAAUCAAGUAGCAAUUACUGGUAUUCAAUCUAGUACUGGUAGUAUACUCAGUGUAAAGGCAAAUGUAUUCUUUUAUCGUUACUAUGAUGGUCUACGUCAAAACACUGCCAGUCAAUUACUUUCAUCGGAAUCUGUAUCGUGUGAUGCACCAACCAAUACCAAUCAACCAUUCUCAUCUGCCACUGGUCUAAGUGAAUUAAUUAUCUAUAGAAAUGCUACCAUUCAAUUUGGUAGCAAUCCAUUGGUAUCAUUACAAUGUAGUUCGUCGUCAUCCAAUUUAUUUACAUUUCAACUUGCCGAUUCAACAAGUUUUCAACUAUUUAUAAAGACUCUACCAAUUGAAUUGGGUUGUCCUUCUCUAAAAUGGAAAGAUACUUGUACAACCUCUACCACCGGUACCACUACAGGUUCACCGGUUACUACUACUACCACCACCACCUCUACUACUACAGGUUCACCAGUUACUACUACCACCUCUACCACUACAGGACCACCAUUUACUCAACCACCACGUAAUAUUCCAUUGAUUUCAUUUAAAAAUGUUACCAAUCAAUGGGUUAGUGAAGGUAAAACUUAUUAUCAAUUUACUCAUACCAUUGUCAACCCAAAUGUCUAUGAUGUCAAAGAUGUUAAAUUAACAAUUCAAGGUCAAUUUAAUCCAACUCAAUAUUGGAACAUAGUCAUUCAAGACAAUACUAUCAUCUUGCCAGAUUAUGCCAAUCCACUCAAAGCUGGUAAAUGGGUUGAUUUUGGUUAUAUUGUAACAGACAAGGAUAGUUUUACUUUUACUCCAACUUUUACAAAAUAA
Molecule: messenger RNA, 927 nt
Organism: Cavenderia fasciculata
Lineage: Eukaryota; Evosea; Eumycetozoa; Acytosteliales; Cavenderiaceae
Exons: 1
Coding region: 1-927 (308 amino acids)
Biological process (GO): extracellular matrix organization
Cellular component (GO): extracellular matrix
Molecular function (GO): extracellular matrix structural constituent; carbohydrate binding
Source: RefSeq, a predicted model, not a curated record